AUGAUCGCGUCACCAGCGGAACGGCGGAUAGCAAUGGAAGCAUUUCCCCAAUGGAAAUCACAUGCGGCCCUCCGGCGCUUUGCUUGUGUUCACUCUGUUGCUGCCCUAAAAGCACCACGGGUUCUCCCUGCUGAUGCAGACGAACCCACAGCCCUGGAUAAGCAUCGUGCUUGGUUGAAUUCUGCUGGACUGUUGCGUUUUGAUUUUAACCAUGAUGAUCUCAUACGUUGGAUGGGGGGCGAGUACACCAAUCGACACCGUGAUUUCAAUGCAGAAUGGGAUGUCAUUGAAUCCAAAUUGCAGAACAGAUCAAUUCCGUCCGAUCUUCCACCUACAAAAUUGGAUCUUACUUAUCGAAUCCAGACAGAGGGUGUGCCUCUGCGGGGUCAGUUUACUACCCCCAUGACGGCAACAUGUCUUCAAAAUUCUUAUGAUAAUCAUCCCGCGGUGGAUGAAAAUUUUGACAAGGUGGAAAAGAAGUUCGCAAAAGAAGAGUGGCAAUCCUAUCAUCUCCACUAUCUGCGGUUUGUGUAUGAGUUCAUUCCUGGCCUCGUUAUCAAUCCAAUUCAAUGGGUCUUUGACAAAGGAAAAGGUCGGAUCUGCAUUGAUUGCUCCAAUGGUCCUGAUCCAUUGGGUUCUAUCAAUCGUUACAUUCCAUCUCCAAAGGAGGUAAAGGCUGCAAUGGAACACGCCAAGACGGCAACGGAGGAUGCUCAAGCUGUCAAAGCUGCUGAAAAUUUGGAAAUGGAAUGCCCACAAGUUUUUUACCAGUAUGCAUUUCAACGCAUCAUGCGACCUAAUGAACCUAUCAUGGUCCAUGCGGAUGAUAUCAAGGCUGCUUUCCGGAGAGUGUUAUAUCACCCAGAUCUGGCCUGUGCUUUUGCCUAUGUCUAUUCAGAUUAUCUCAUGGUACCUGUGGGUCAGGUUUUUGGUUCCCAAAGUGCACCUUCUUAUUCCUGUGUGUUGGCAGAUGUUCGUCAAGCAUUGGCAGCUUGUCGACCAGAUGAUUCCAUUGUCCAUCCUUUGGUGGCAUCAUGUACCUUUGAAACUCAUUCAUCUACUCCUUUGGUCCAAGUUCCACAAGACUCCCAUUACCCGCUACUCUCUCUAGAAGAGCAGGAAAGUAUGUAUAAUGCUAGUUUUGUGGAUGACAAUGGCGUCGUGGCAUAUUUAAAAGAAAUGCCACAAGCGCUUCAGCACAGUGUCCAGUCAGCUUUUGAGACGUUUGGAGUGGAAGAUCGCCGUGGUGGUUGCCUUCAAGAUGCCAAGUGGAAUUCUUUGGUUUCGGAGACAUUCAUGUUCUUGGGGUUUCGUGUCGAUACACAUCACAUGACAGUUUCAUGGCCGUUAGAAAAACGCCAAGCCCUCCAUAUCAAAACCCGCUCGUGCCAAGUCAUCACGGCAGAUUCGCCAGAGGAAGCCAAAAUCAGAACUCCAUCCACCAAUCCCGGCAUAACUUGCAUCAGAAUAGACUCUGUGUGUGGGAUCACGUUCCAAAUAAAGUGCAAUGGGUCUAGACCACAAAGGACUACUUUCCGGAAAAAGUAG
Cylindrotheca closterium is the source of this 1548-nucleotide messenger RNA. Lineage: Eukaryota; Bacillariophyta; Bacillariophyceae; Bacillariales; Bacillariaceae. The record is from the annotation of a GenBank genome assembly.